Messenger RNA from Pseudoliparis swirei, 2980 nucleotides. RefSeq names its product CCR4-NOT transcription complex, subunit 2 (gene cnot2). The record is from RefSeq and is a predicted model, not a curated record. Bases 73 to 1665 code for a protein of 530 amino acids. NCBI's taxonomy places the organism in Eukaryota, Metazoa, Chordata, Actinopteri, Perciformes, Liparidae. Gene Ontology annotation, cellular component: P-body; CCR4-NOT core complex. The transcript has 15 exons. Gene Ontology annotation, biological process: nuclear-transcribed mRNA poly(A) tail shortening; regulation of stem cell population maintenance; regulation of DNA-templated transcription.
CUUUGAUUGAGAAUACACACAGCCAUCUUGGAUCUAACGUAGAGAAGGGAAAUUGAUGCGGUGACAAAAGGCAUGUUUGGUGCUAGAAAGAAAUUUGUAGAGUUCGUCGAGGCAGUCGAUAACGACUUCACCGAUGACAGCAUGUACUACAGCCAGCCGUCGAUAUUCCCACAUCGGUCGGACAAAGAUUCCUCAAAUGUUUUCCUUCAGAUGCUGUCCUCUCCCUCGCCGUCGUCGUCGGGGCAGCUGUCGCAGCUCGGUGCAAGUUUGUACGGUCCACAGAGUGCACUUGGCUUCUCGGUAAGGGGCAUGGGGAACAGUACGCCUCAGUUAAAUCGAAAUCUAACGCAAGGCUCGCAGCUACCAAGUCAUAUCACGCCCACGACGGGGGUCCCCACCAUGUCCCUACAUACCCCUCCGUCACCAAGCAGGGGGACAUUGCCGAUGAACACGAGGAACAUGUUGAACCACUCUCAGGUCGGUCAAAGCAUCGGGAUGAGCGGCAGGACCAACAGUAUGGGAAGCUCGGGGCUUGGCAGUCCCAACCGCAGCUCGCCCAGCAUCAUCUGUAUGCCCAAGCAGCAGCCAGCACGCCAGCCCUUCACCAUAAACAGCAUGUCGGGGUUUGGUAUGAAUCGGAAUCAGGCGUUUGGGAUGAACAACUCGUUAUCAAGCAACAUCUUCAAUGGCACAGAUGGGAGUGAAAAUGUAACGGGACUGGAUCUGUCAGACUUCCCUGCGUUAGCAGACAGGAGUCGGAGGGAAGGGACUGGAAACCCAACACCGGUGCUCAACCCACUGGCUGGACGGGCUCCUUAUGUUGGCAUGGUGACGAAGCCAUCGACUGAACAGACGCAGGACUUCUCCAUCCAUAACGAGGACUUCCCUGCACUGCCUGGGCCAAACUACAAGGACCCCACGUUGAACACCGACGAAAGCAAAACAAACUUGAACUCCGCAAUCAAGAGCUUAUCCAACGCAGAUGGGCCGAAGUUUCCCGGAGACAAGACGACCUCAGCACAGAACAACAACCAGAAGAAAGGGAUCCAGGUGUUGCCCGAUGGCCGGGUGACGAACAUUCCCUCAGGGAUGGUGACGGACCAAUUCGGCAUGAUCGGCCUGCUGACGUUUAUCCGGGCGGCAGAGACCGAUCCGGGGAUGGUCCAUCUGGCGCUAGGAAGUGACCUCACGACAUUGGGACUCAACUUAAACUCACCAGAAAACUUGUACCCCAAGUUCGCCUCUCCCUGGGCCUCGUCGCCAUGUCGACCUCAAGACAUCGACUUCCACGUUCCGUCUGAAUACUUAACCAAUAUCCACAUAAGGGACAAGCUGGCGGCAAUUAAACUGGCACGAUAUGGAGAAGACCUGUUGUUCUACCUGUACUACAUGAACGGUGGAGACCUGCUCCAGCUUCUGGCAGCAGUAGAGCUCUUCAAUCGGGACUGGAGGUACCACAAAGAGGAGCGGGUCUGGAUAACGAGGGCGCCUGGCAUGGAGCCAACACUGAAGACCAACACCUACGAGAGGGGAACCUACUACUUUUUUGAUUGUCUCAACUGGAGGAAAGUAGCCAAGGAAUUCCAUCUGGAGUACGAUAAGCUUGAAGAGAGGCCUCACGUGCCAACAACAUUCAACUACAACCCAGCCCAGCAGGCCUUCUAAGGCCCGACCAGUCCAGGGGGCCGCAACGGCUCCUGCACACAGCGCCGUUGUCCAGGAGGGGCGCUGUGGUUGACGUGGCUUGGUUUUUAUUCCUCGAAGGAUUUGCUAUCUUGACUGUGGGGAGGGGGGGGGCGUCGCCACCAUCGAAACUGCCCCGCCUUUCCAAAAUUACAUGCUGCCCAAAACACCAACACUUGUUCAGUUUUUAUUCUUUAUGUUCCUCCUGUUUUUUGGUCUCCUUUUGAGCAGGGUCUGUGUUAUGUUUACGUCUCUGAAUCGGAAGCUUGUUAUCUUUUAGAAAGGAGGACUGGCCCUGUGGCACAGGACAGCGACAGAACCAGGUUUACGCCUCACCAAGUGUUAACAGGAAACCAGGCGAGGGAAUUUAACAUCCUCAGACGCAAAUGAAAGGGUGAAAUAAAUGCAAUGUUUAUUGUUGCACUAUAUUUAGUAAUAAAAGAACACAAAAUUUGUUUGUGAUUUUAUUUUUUAACACUCCCUGAUAUAUAUAUUUUUUAUCCUUCCCCCUUGUUUUGUUAUGGAGCGGGGUUCAUGCAACUUUCCCACAUGCAUCCCUUUUCAUCUCACCCUUUUUCCCUUAUUUUUUUCUACCAUUUACAUUGAUUUCAACCUUUGUAUUUGCACCACCAAACCUCACUCUGCUUCUCCGUCUCUCUCUGAGUUCUGUGCCAGUUGAACAUGGACACAAAUCUGGGAGAUUACUUUGGUUUCCACUAAGCAGCUACACAACGUUGCUCCAGAGCAAACAAAACAAUUUCCAGUCUUUGUUACAAUUUUGUAAGAAAUGUGUACAUUUUUUGUUUCUUUGCAUCACAUAAAUUAGUAUAUGUAUGUACGAAUGUGUAUAUAUGAUUGCUAUAUAUAUAUAUAUGUCUGUAUAUAUAUAUAUAUGACAUCUAUUUUGGAAGAACUUUUGCCCUGCCUUUUACCUCGUUUUUAUGAGGUGAGCGUGGAUGCAAUAUGUGGACGCAACAGGACAUUUCUGGAUCUGCUGGACAGGGUGUCACACGGCACUGCGGGCACUUACAUCAAAAUAAUACAUUAAAAUGUCACUUAAGGAAAGGCCUGAUUCUCAGCCAAAAAAGCAAGCAAAAGGAAAUAAACACGGACACCAUCCCCCAAGUUUCCGGUCCGACGUAAAAUAAGGGGUGCGUUUCAACUCGAGCUGUUUGAACAGCAUUUCAUAGGAAAUGGAAAAUUGUCAGAGGAAAAAAAAUAAAUCCAGACCAAUCUUGUAUUUUCACAAGUUCAAAGCUUCUUUUCUUUGUAUUAAAGCAGAAAAGGCUUUCCUGAA